Macrobrachium nipponense is the source of this 2091-nucleotide messenger RNA. RefSeq names its product beta-1,3-galactosyltransferase 1-like. The record is from RefSeq and is a predicted model, not a curated record. NCBI's taxonomy places the organism in Eukaryota, Metazoa, Arthropoda, Malacostraca, Decapoda, Palaemonidae. Gene Ontology annotation, cellular component: Golgi membrane. The transcript has a single exon. Gene Ontology annotation, molecular function: hexosyltransferase activity. The coding region runs from base 797 to 1876 and encodes 359 amino acids.
GCUACCAGCGUCAGGUUCGUCGAAUCGCCUCAUUAGCGUUUCAUCUGCGUGACGUCAUGCGGUCUCUCGGAUCGUCCUCCCCCGCCUACCGCCGCAUUCGGUGGAGAUACUCCCAGUUCGCAUAACACACGGUUCGCAUAACGGGGCAAAAUCCUCUCAUUAACGGGAGGUUCUUCAUUCUUAAGUGCUUCUAUAAAGUUCCGAGAAGUUGACGUUACUGAUAGGAUCGCUCCAAAAUAAUAAUAAUAAUGAUAAUAAAAUCCAGUGGCAUAAAUAUCGAAUCCAAGAACUGGGAGUGGAUGACUACGCAAGAGGACCAGCUCUGAAAAACGCUUUAUCUCUCGCUCUUAUCUCGUUUUUCCUUUUCUUCUUACUUAAGACUGUUCUCAAGACACCUGUGGCUCUUCUUUGUAUUUCGAAACAUAGGAAGACCCGAUGGAAAACUGCCACACUCUCUCUCUCUCUCUCUCUCUCUCUCUCUCUCUCUCUCUCUCUGAAAAUAUAAAAAUAUAAAGUGAUAAUUACCGGAGGAUUAUAAGAUGGAAAAAGUGCAUCAUGUUUUGCCUCGAUUUACUUGACUACAUAUAUGCGUUGGUAACGUAAGUUCUGAUAAACUUAAAGUGUCACUGAUAUCUAGUUGCUUUGAUACUAACGUGAUGAAAUGCAACGGUGCUCGUGUUUCAAAACAUAUUUUCUCCGAUUUCCAUCCAGUGUAUUCCAUAAAAUGAAACUCUUGUACAUUUAGUUGUGAAAUGCAAAAUUUGUUCACGAACUUGUUGCCGAACAUUUAGUGAUAAUGAUUCUAACUGGACAGUGUUUCCAAAUGUUUCCGAAAAGACGAAGAUUAAACACCGUCCUUAUGGUGCUCAUAAGCUUUUUCGCCUUCUACCUUUUAUAUAAAUCUAUUAACCUCAAAGCACGCCACUUCAUCAGUAAGCUGAAGCUCUUUGAAUAUAAAGCGAUCGAAAAUGAAGUUGACGAUGUUGUGUAUGACUAUAUAGAUGAUACGAAUGAACUGGAAGUCCAGAAGCGCUACGAAUUUCCGUACAAGUUCCUUUUAGACGAACCUAGCUUCUGCCGCGGCGGCGAUCUGCAGGUGGUUAACAUCAUCCCAGUUCGAGUAUCUGAUCGACCGGCGCGAGACGGGGUCCGUCGGACGUGGGGCUUGAAAGAAGUCGUAGCGUCAACCAAGCUGAAGCCUUUAUUCCUCAUCGGUGCUUCCAGGUCGCCAGAGGAGCAACAGAGCCUCGAGAGAGAGAGCCAGGCCUUCCACGACAUUAUCCAGAUCGACGUCGUUGAUUCGUACCUUAACUUGACGCUCAAGACGCUGACUGCCCUGCACUGGAAGCAGGGUCAAUGUCAACACGUCCCCUGGCUUCUGAAGAGCGACGCGGACGUUUUCCUGCACCCGUGGGCCGUUACCAAGACCUUGAGUUGGGCUAAGAAAGAUUUCGUCUGUAAGGUGCUGAAGCAAAGACACGUCUGUCGUUCUGUCAAUAAAAAGUGUCGCGACGGUCGGUGGGUCAUGCCCAGGGAGAUCUACCCGCAUGACCGGUACCCUCCUUAUUGCAAUGGGCCAGCCUACGCCCUCAGCCAAAGAGCUGUUCGAGAGGUCUUGAACGCCGCCUCAUUCAGAAAGAUGCAUUUCGCAAUGGAGGACAUUUAUUUCACUGGUAUUCUGCCUCAGGGACUCAAUCUUCAGUAUUACGACGUGGGUUCUCAGAUGUGCCUCUAUCACCUGGAAACGCCCCCUUACGACAGAAUCGCCAACGGCAACGCUCUCUUCAUUGUUGAUUCAUUUGGGAAAAGUAGGGGCAAAUACACGCACGAUGACUUAUGGCGAUUCUUGAAUGUAUCUCGGUUUACCAGUGUCUGAAACUAUUCGUAGGGAAAAAAGGCUGAGAAAAUGGUCGGUGUUGAGGCUAGUGAUCUAUUGAACAGAGCAGUUUGUCAAGCUCGUUGAGCAGAUAUGAAAAGAAAGUGGCAUUUUCAGUAGUUUCGGGUGCAUGAAUUUAACUUAUGUGUAUUAAUUACUGUAUACAUAAAAUUUAGAAUAAGUGAUAAACUGUUUACAUACAUUCUUUUUAUCUA